UGGAUCUACGCCGUCAUUACCAAUAUUCUGACAGACGUUUUAACAUGGACCUAGCUGAGAACGCGAACAGUCAACACGUGUAGCUGCAAUAUUAAACAACGAACAAUGUCCAGCAUAAAUGUGUUUCAUCGCAGCCCGUGUCAUCUGGAACCGAAAUAACUCCGCUGGUACUCAAGUCUGCGUUCAACGUUUACAUCUCCAAAAGACCCGCAAGACGAUGAUAACUACAGUGCGUUAUCACAAAUCGGCAAUUAAGAUCUCGUUUAUUUUUUAUUCCGGGCUUGGCAACAAUGAUUAACAGUACUUCUGUUGUCAAAGAUAAACGACUAAUGAUGAUCUGUGUGUGAUGAAUAGUUAGUUCGUCGUGAGCAUCAAUCAAAAGUGAAGUUAAAAUUUACUUCAGAAUUAAUUUACAAUAGAAGAAAUGUUUUAUAAUAUAAGCUGAUAAUACAAACGAUGUGGCUGUAUAGUAAGCUAAGAAGUGCGACAUUUAUUUUGGCGCUUACAGCGUCAAUCAUGCCGUAUUAUAGCGUUUCUUUGUUUACAAAUUCACAAAAAAUGUAUAUAGAAAACAGUGUUGGUCAUUUAAAGUACGGAGUUCGAUCAACAAGAACGUCAGGAGUUUCUGAAGGACGAGUUUUUAAUUUUGGUAGUAUUUCAAGUCUGGGUAGUUAUUUUGUUAAAUUUUAUAGUUAUUUCGAGUCUGGUAUGAGCCUCUUAUGGGGUUCUGAUGGGCAUAUAGAUGACAAAUGGGAUGAUAGGUCGAAGAAGGUAUAUUAUAAAAAUUACCAACUACUGAGAGUGAUACCACGGACAGACAUGCAGGUGGAUGACGUAUUGGCCUUAAGAGAAGAGAUAGAAGGACUGAUGUACUGGACAGAGCCGGCGAGGAACCACUCUGCAGACAUUCUGAUUCCCCCUGAUUCAGUGACCGACGUCAAACAGUUCCUGCAGAUACGAGGGGUUGAGUUCGUCGUGCUUCUCAAGGACGUGCAGAAGGCAAUUGCCUCCCAGAACCCGAGCAUGUCACGACAGCAACGCGUCGAAUUGAGGACUAACAAGGGACAUGAUAUGACCUUCCAGAGAUAUCACAGAUACUCCGACAUGCUGCGAUACAUGAACUAUCUAAGUCUGAAAUACCCAGAACUCGUGGAGUUGCUGAUCAUAGGGAAGUCCAGCAAGGGACAGCCUCUCAAAGUCAUCAAGAUAUCAACUGGACAGCGAACCAAGGACGGCAACAUCAAGCCAGCAGUUUGGAUAGACGGAGGAAUGCACGCCAGGGAAUGGAUUUCACCGGCUGUGGUCAUGUACACGUUGAAACAGUUAGUUGAGAACUUCAAAGUGAAUCGUAAAGUAGUUGAAGGUGCUGAUUGGUACAUACUCCCAGUAUCCAAUCCGGACGGCUAUGAAUACUCUCACACCACAGAUCGCUUCUGGAGGAAGACACGGUCAAACCACGAGUCCCAAGACGAGGAAACCUCCAGGACAUUGACGAAUUUCUUCUGGGGGGAGUCGUGUCGUGGCGUAGACAUGAAUAGGAACUGGAAUUUCCACUGGGGCGAAGUUGGCGCAUCGGAUGAUCCCUGUCACGAAACGUACGCCGGUCCUAGACCCUUCUCGGAGCCGGAGACAAGGGCCAUAUCAGACUUCAUAAUGGACAGGAAAGACCGAAUAAAACUGUACCUUACAAUGCACGCAUACUCCCAGAUGUGGCUCGUACCUUGGGGCUACACAAGCAAAAAGACAGGGGACUACGACGACCUCAUGAACAUGGGGAGAAAAGCGGUGGACGCCUUGAACAGGGUCAGUGGAACUCAGUAUCAGCUCGGCCCAUCGCCUUCACUGCUAUACCCUACUUCAGGUGGAGCUGACGACUGGGCGAAAGGAGCAGCGGGUAUCAAAUACGCUUACACGGUGGAGCUCAGAGACGACGGAACUUAUGGUUUCCUACUUCCUGCCUCGCAGAUUGUCGCCACGGGGAAGGAGACGUUUGCAGCCAUUAAAGCCAUUGCCAGAGCAAUCGUGUGCAAGAACUAAGUACGACUCUGUACAAUUUGCAGCUUUAAUGAUGUGACCCAACACUUUAAAACGCGAAAAACAGAAAGUUUUAAUUUUGUGGUUUAAUGGUAGGCCUACACCAUACACUGUAACACAGCAGAACCGAUCUGAUAAAAUGCAUCUUUAGCCAGUGGCUAACUAAACAUUUCAUCUGAGCGGUUUUGUUGCGUUCUAAUGUGGAACCACUGAACCACCGUGUCCGCUGGGCUAACGCGAUUAAGGCCGGGCGCAAACGCAGC
Zootermopsis nevadensis is the source of this 2297-nucleotide messenger RNA. Its product is annotated as carboxypeptidase B. Gene Ontology annotation, biological process: proteolysis. The record is from RefSeq and is a predicted model, not a curated record. NCBI's taxonomy places the organism in Eukaryota, Metazoa, Arthropoda, Insecta, Blattodea, Termopsidae. Gene Ontology annotation, molecular function: metallocarboxypeptidase activity; zinc ion binding.